This is a messenger RNA of Glarea lozoyensis ATCC 20868, 1059 nucleotides long. RefSeq lists its product as uncharacterized. Lineage: Eukaryota; Fungi; Ascomycota; Leotiomycetes; Helotiales; Helotiaceae. The record is from RefSeq and is a predicted model, not a curated record. The coding region runs from base 1 to 1059 and encodes 352 amino acids. The transcript has a single exon.
AUGUCGAGUUAUCAGACCUCGAAACCACGGAAAAAGGUCAAACCCAUACUGAAGAAACUGACGCAGAGUGAGAAGAACUCUCUAGACCUGGAUCGGCCCUCGGGGGAACAAGAUGGGUUCAGCGCGGGUACGGGACUCUUUGAAUACAAUUAUGGGACGGCCUCUCGUGGUUCUCACGAUGUGGUCUUCCAGGGAAGGGGGCAACAACAUCGGGUAGGCCACACUCGAAGCACAUCGGGGACUUCGCAAUUCUCGACAGCGACAGCUGGGAGUUUUGUCCACCCGUUCCAGCAGACUCCCCGUCCAUAUACGCCUCCGCUGGUUGCGAGCUACCAGAAUUCAGUUCGUGACAGUGAAAUCUCGAACCAUUCACCAGCAUUCACUGAAGAUGAAGCCGACCAUGGCAGACUCAAUUAUACACUACGUCCCUCAAACACCGGGACGUCCUCUUCCCUUCAGCAUCCACAAUUGCGUCUUCAAACUAAGCAGUCAUCCUCGCGGCUAGCACUCGCAACGUCUACAAGCUCGCUCAGCCAUACAGGCCAACUUAGUGCAGAAUACACGUCCCCUGUGGACACCAUGUCUCCUUCCUCCCUUCGUACCUCUAUGGACAAGGGAUUUCGGCUGCGCAGCCGGUCCGAGGUUGACGGUCGUGGUCGCCAUGAAACAAUCGCCGAAGAACGACGCAAAUUUCAUGAGAGAGAACAAGCAAAAGAGGAGAAGGCAGCUCGUGAUGAGGUCAAAGCCAUAGAGAGGAGGAACUACAAAGAGGCACGGGAGCAGGAGCGCCGUCAUCGCAGAUCAUCUGCUAGUGAAGAUAUCCGAUCUAAGCGCUCAAAGUCGGAUUUGACAUUGCGAACUGAGAAGAGUGGCAACACAGUGGGGAGAGAUUAUGACAGUAUACCAACCCAAAACACGCCUUCCAUUGUUGCCAAUCUGGAGGACGGCCCUAGGCGUGUACACAAGGAAAGUGCGAAGAAGAAGACGUAUAGUGCAUGGCAAAAGUUCAUGAUAUGGUUACGUACUAGAUUUAUUCGUGUUAGUAAUAAGAAAUUAUAA